AUGGGGAAGGAACAGCUGCUGGAUGCGUUAGCGGGUCUGCAGUCUGCGGGAUCUGUAGAGGGUAUUCGCGCGCAAUUCGGGGUAGUGCAUGAAGCUUUAAGCGACAUUCGGCGCAAGCGCUGGAGAUUUCUGGAAGAUACGUGCUCGCUCGUGCUACGCCACGUCUUCGGACUAGCCUCCAGCGACGUAGAUGAAGCUGUAGACGAUGAAGACAGUCGGAAACCCUCAAUUUCCACGCUGGAAGGUCUCGAGUUGUGUCUCGAAUUCAUUGAACCAUUGAUACACGCGACGGUGUCCAUCGUUGACGCUCUGGACGACGAACAAGAAGCUGCCAGUCAACGUGGAGUGCUCGUUGCUGCUCUAUUAAACCUAUUUGCCAGGGUUCCAAGAGCUAGCGAAGCGGAGUCACGCCUUGUGGCCGACGCGCUGCUGUGUGGGGUGGAUAUCCACGCGAUCCUGGCUACGCUUCGCUUCCGAGAGGAGCUAAUCGAGUGUCGACGCGCAUUGCUUCCGUCGUACGAAAGUGACUCGGAAGCAGAGUCCGAGCUGGACUCUGACGACGACGAGGGAAUGCUGCAAGAGACGGGCGAGUUUGAGAGCGAGGAUGUGCUGUGGAUCACCGAACACGUGGCCAAGACGUGGGGAUUGUCAAAGUAUCGAUACUUCCUACAGACGUCAGGACAAGAAUACGCCUUUGCAGCCUGGUCUUACCGUGGCAUCGGGAAUUUUGUGCACGCGAUGCUUACAGACGAACAGUAUGGCGCUCACGCGUUGACUGCAGUGGUGUCGCCUUUCUCGUGGCUGUUCCACAUUGCUGCGUACGCACACUACAUGAUUCAUUCGGAAGACCACCAGUUGCUGCGUGUUGUCGUCGGCCUCUGCCCCCAAGGGAAACUGGCACUGAAUGCUGACAGGAGAUGUGACACACACAGUAACGUACCCGAGUCGUUCCGAGGGCAAGCUGCAUCGUUUCGAGAGCGAGAUUGGAUGUCUCCUUUGAUUCAGGUCGUCACAAACGCCAUGGUUUCUUUUCCUGAAGCCAACGACAGAUCUUCUGCUCUAGCAGUUUUAAAAGAACUCGUUUCCAAGAUUACACUCGCUGAUCGGUUUUAUAUCCUCCGGGAUCUCAUCGUGAAGUGUCCAUACGGAAACGUUGCAGCUGUGCUGGUGGAUUUUGUUCGCAACGAUGCAGUACACGCUUGGUCUUCCUCUACAACUCCGCAAUCGCCAUUCCAGACGACAGCUAUCUGCAUUUUGCUGCAAGACACACUAACCCAGUCUGCUGAACGCGAUCUUGUAUUGCAUGCUGAUCUAAUCGCGAGCUGUUUAAGUCUGCUUCGGUUUCUAUACAUUCGCGACAAGGACAACUCAACUGGCAUUCGAACCAAGAGUAUCGACGGCGGUGUCUGGGAUGUGUUGACACGAAUCAACAAACGCCUUCAGCUGAAGAUUCAAGAAUCGACAUCAGGUCACACAUCGCUGGGAUCGACGCUGGAGCUUUGCCGCUAG
Phytophthora infestans T30-4 is the source of this 1509-nucleotide messenger RNA. RefSeq lists its product as uncharacterized. Bases 1 to 1509 code for a protein of 502 amino acids. The record is from RefSeq and is a predicted model, not a curated record. NCBI's taxonomy places the organism in Eukaryota, Oomycota, Peronosporomycetes, Peronosporales, Peronosporaceae. Gene Ontology annotation, cellular component: cytoplasm. Gene Ontology annotation, molecular function: ubiquitin-protein transferase inhibitor activity. The transcript has 8 exons.